AUGGACACCCCAGCGAUACCCUUACCCAAAGAUGAACGGGAGCGCCAGAUCCUCGACAAGCUCACGGUCAUCCGGGACAAGCUCAUCCUGCUGAAGCGCGAUCGCACAAAAUAUAUUCGGUCGCAGGAUGUCAUGGUACUGUACGAUGAGCUCAUUGAGCAGGUUAAGCACCUGAACGAAAUUCGGAAGGGGCAGUGCCAUGGAGAGAACCGAUUGGAUAAGGUAUUGGAGAGCUGCUUCCAGCUUAUUUCGCUAUUCUUCAUGACAGUCGGGAGAACGAACGAAGCCCCGGCGGCGUAUGCGGUGACCUCGACCAUAAAGCGGCUGUUGGACCACCUGACAGAAGCCGGACUCUACUCGCCCAAAGACCUCGAGAGCAUAGCAACCACACUCAGCAAGCUGGACGUCAUCCUGGAGAACGCCGAAGAGACACACUCCCCAUACCUGAUCGAGCUGCUCGAGCAUCGCACGAAGCUGUGCAAGUACAUGCUAGCCAAGCUGCAGACGAAGCUGGACGAGAUGGACAAGCCGCUUCAGGCGAUAUACGAGAAGCUCAUCUCCAUCAUGCGAUCCAUGUCGUUAGCCAACACCAAGACUAAGUUCUCGACGAAAGAGGUCCUGAGACUACAGGAAAAACUCAAGGAGAUAGAUGCUUCUCGAGUAAACGGCAAGUUCGUGGACAAGGAUGGCAAAGAGUACUCUGGGAGCGACACCGUAUCGGAACUGCUGAGCCGCUGCCUGACCUGGUCCGACAUAGUUCUCGACAGGAAAGGCGCAAUCCCUGAAGCGUUCCGCGACAAGUACGAGGUGCUCAUCCGGAUUCGCAACGACUUGGAGCGCAUUUCGAUCACACAAGCGUGGUCGCUGCGCGAGACUGACCUCUACGACUUCCAGCGCGAGCUGGACAAGAUCGACGAGGCGCGCGUCAACGGCAACUUCAUCGAUCCCGACGGCAACCCGGCCGAGCUGUACGUGCAGCGCACGCUGCUCUACUUGAUUCGGCGCAGCUACGGCUACAUCUACUACCUCAUGUGCUCAUCGGAACCCGUUUCGGAGGCGCUUUUGCCGGUCUACAACCAGCUGCAGACGCUGAAGCGAUGCCUGGUGGAGGUCAAGAACAGUGGCGGUGUCAGCUCGGUGCGCGAGCUGUACCCUUACAGCUUGAAGCUCAAUUCUAUCGAUAACAUGCGGGUUGAUGGCAAGUUCAUGGUCGGGAAUGAUAUCCCUGAGGGCCAGGGCAGCGUGUGCGAGCUGCUGGCGGAAUGCUUUGACCUGGCGUAUGAGUUGAGAGUGCAGGCGGAUGAAAUGGAGGAUGAGGAGGAACGGCUGGCUCAGGGGCUUGGUGGGUCGAAGGAUUGA
This is a messenger RNA of Thermochaetoides thermophila DSM 1495, 1359 nucleotides long. RefSeq lists its product as uncharacterized. NCBI's taxonomy places the organism in Eukaryota, Fungi, Ascomycota, Sordariomycetes, Sordariales, Chaetomiaceae. The transcript has 4 exons. Bases 1 to 1359 code for a protein of 452 amino acids. The record is from RefSeq and is a predicted model, not a curated record. Gene Ontology annotation, cellular component: nucleus; cytoplasm.